AUGAUGGUACUGGAACAAAGACACUUUACACUAGUAUCGACUAAUGCUGUACCCAACGGUUCUACAACUAAUAGCAAUAGCAACAACAUGCUAUUAGCAAAUGAAGCCACAUAUCAUCACGACAGAUCAGAGCCCAAAAGCACAGCGUUGCCUUCAUUUAGUGAACUACUCACUUCGAUACCGUUGCCAACUGCCUUCAAAUCAAGAAGUAAUAGCAAUGUGUCUGCCACUUCUGUCAAUACAUCAAACUCGAGCUCGUAUACUGGGUUAUCAUCACAACAACAGCAACAACAACAACAACAGCAGCAUCAGCUGAUGCAUCGUCCUACACCUUACUCGUACUACAGUCAACCUUCGGUACAGCAUAGAUUACCCACGCCGCCACCUCAUAACCAUCAGCAAAAUACACCACAACAAGUUCAAGACUACCAACAGCAACAACAAUACCUGUACCAAUACCAAGUCAUUGGAACCAAAAGGACAGCAUUUAUUGCUCCACAACCAGUAGCCUCCCAUCGCUCCUCAAAUAUUGAUCCUUUGACACCAGUAUCAGUUUCAAUCGAUACUAAAGCACGAUCGUCAUCCAUUUGUGAUAUUCCAAUCUCACCAGCAAUUGGUACUCGCUCAGCUACAUCUCCUUAUACCCAGCACCAACUCCAACAACAGGCAAGACUCCAGCAAACCAGUCCCCUUCAAGCUUCAACAACAACAACAUCCUCAGCAACAUCACCCAUCUUGAUCAACCAUGUCACUAAGGAUUCCCGCAGGAAACACGUGUGUAAAGUCUGUGCUAGAUCGUUUACCACUAGCGGCCAUUUGGCCAGGCAUAAUCGUAUACACACGGGAGAACGUAAACACAAGUGUCCUUGGCCUACAUGUGAUGCCAGAUUUGCUAGACAAGAUAACUGCAUGCAACAUUACAAGACUCAUACGAAUGGCAAGAAUAAGAGAAGAGCGAGAAAGUAUGUCAAUCAAGUACAAUAUGGUGAAGCUUCUGUGACUAGUUUAGAUAUUGAUGCUCAUGACUCUGCGUCAGCAUUGUCAUCUUCAUCGUCGUCUUCCUCUUCUACUGGAUUUGGUCAUCAUCAUCAUGUGGUGUCCAUGCCUCAAGGUGCUCGUGUGUUACCAAAUGUGUCACAUUUGACGAGAUGA
Molecule: messenger RNA, 1152 nt
Organism: Lodderomyces margitis
Lineage: Eukaryota; Fungi; Ascomycota; Pichiomycetes; Serinales; Debaryomycetaceae
Gene: NRG1
Product: Nrg1p
Exons: 1
Coding region: 1-1152 (383 amino acids)
Biological process (GO): regulation of transcription by RNA polymerase II
Cellular component (GO): PcG protein complex; transcription regulator complex
Molecular function (GO): RNA polymerase II cis-regulatory region sequence-specific DNA binding; DNA-binding transcription factor activity, RNA polymerase II-specific
Source: RefSeq, a predicted model, not a curated record